Molecule: messenger RNA, 21502 nt
Organism: Porites lobata
Lineage: Eukaryota; Metazoa; Cnidaria; Anthozoa; Scleractinia; Poritidae
Source: the annotation of a GenBank genome assembly
AUGCUCAUACCAUUGUUCCUUCACCUCAAUACCAAACUCUUUGCAGAUCUUCCAUUGCACCUGUGGAGCUGCCUUGUAGUGGCAGUGGAUGUAUUCAGUUUUAGCCAGCUCAGGGCAGCCAGAGACCAGAUGGUCAAUGGUCUCGUCGAAACGGCCACAAAGUCUGCAUUUUGGGUCCAUGUCAGGCUUCUUGAGGAUGUUGUGAUGGUGUCAGCAUGUGGGGAGGCUUUAGUCUUGGGCUUAUUAUUAUUAUUAUUAUCAUUAUUAUUUAUUAUUAUUAUUAUUAUUAUUUCCUUUCCAUGGUAAUCCACAUGGCUGCUUAAGUUCACUCACAGCAUUACCAAGCAAAACAAUAAUUCAUGAUAUGCAACAUCUUAGUUUGAAAAUCCAACGAUUUGGUGGAAAACACGCAACGAAAACAGCAUCUGCAGGUGCCCAUAGAAAGGCUCACAGUCCACAAGUAUCAUACACUACUUUUUCAGUCCUAAGUCAUGAGAAAAAGUUCUUUCAUAUCUAUGCAAAUCAAGGAAAUGUGGUCCCCCAGUCAAGAGUUCAACAUUUCUUCUUUGAUGGAGACCCAUCAUAGUUAAAUUAAUGCAGUGAAAAGUUUGUAAUAACUCUCUAAAAUUGAUGAAAACAAGAACUUCAUAAGUCAAGAAAUUAAGUGAAGGAAAAAUGGCCAUUAUUGUAUCGAAGAGUUACAAUAAUUACUUCAGCAUACCUGUUUUUCCUGUCGUGUUUUACAUAGAAAUAAUUAUUCGCAAGCAAAUCAUGAUUUUGCAAAAGUGGAAGAGGAGAACCUCAAAAGCAACACUAACAACAAAAAAAGAUUAGAAAGGCAAUUUCAGUGUUCAAUCUGCGACAAAACUCCUGGUUACAAGAUGCAGACAUGUCUGCAACAAACGUUUACGUCACUAUUUUAUUAUGUCACUUAAAUCAUAUUGAUCAGCAGAAUCUCUUAGCCAAUGUUGCAUUUUGAUGGUUUUUAGGCUUAAAUAAUUAUCUUACGAAUUAACCAGUAUUAUACAUUUUUAUUAUGCUGAGCCCUGGGGCUUUGAUAUUGAUUAUUUUCUUCCACUUGCUAAUGAGCCAUUAUGCUGAACUAGGGGGUACAAUGUGAAGAUUAACUGAACUGGAGAGCAGGCAUCUGGAUCAAAAAUCCAGAGUUUAUCAAUUUUAUCAGAUAACAGGCUUGCCUAUUCUUUUAGGCUAAAACUCAACAAGUUUAAUCACAUCUUUUCAACCCAUCUACAAGUAUCAAUACAAUUCUGCAUUCCUUCCGUGCUUCAUACACAUGUGCAGCAAACUUAGUUUGGCUAAUUCAAAAAAAGUGAUAAAAUCCAGCAUCAAUACUGGUUAAAUAAUUACAAGUUAAAGACUAUAAUUUUGGCGAAAAGGUAGACUGAUUCUGUUAUUGACAUUCUGUUAUUCUUUUAUUCUGUUUGAACUAUAACCAAGCAAAUGCAGUCGCACAAAUAUGGAACCAAUAUUGUGACCAGCAUAGAGUUUUUACUUGCGGUGUAUUAUCCCAACAAAUAUUAAUAUUUUUUUCCAAUGUUUUGUAAAAGUGAGUUACGUUUAAGUUCAGUCUUUAGGUUGUUUGGCAGGCUAGGUGUUAAUUCAUACACACAAUAAAGACGUGAAAUAUUGUUAAUUAUGUAAACAAUAAACAGUCUGUACCAAUACAGCACUGAAGCAUCAGCAUUCGUACGUGAUGAUUGAGUUCUAUCUUUUGAAAUCACAGUUCCCCACAUUCUGUAUUUUUUGUUUGUUUUGUAGGGCAAGGCUAUGAUAGAGAAGCAAACUACACUACAGCGUCCUGUGUGCGUCCCGGCACCUGGUCCUUCACAGGGACUAUGCCAUCUAUUGAGACUGGAAUGGCAAUGGUAUGAUUGAAGUGAUGACUGUAAAUUGCCGGAUUAGAGAUGAAAAUAGAGAAUCUCAUACAUUAAAGAAUUGGCAUUGCCAUUUGAUUGCCUAAGACUGGCUAUUUUGUCUCAAUGAAACCAGUAAAUCUGUAUCGUUUGAGUGCUGUGAAUUAAAUUUGUAAAUACUCUUUAAUUUUGCUUGGUAAAGGGGCUAGUAUCCAAUAUGCUAAUUUACUGACACAAAUAUAUGUAAUAUGUUACAGGUCAAAGUUUGAUUUCAGAUGAAUUUUGAUUUAAGCUAGGUUGAUUCUCAAUUUCCUUUGUCUCCUAUCCCUCCAGGAGACAAAGGAAAUGAUAAUUAUUUUACCUGAAAUCAAAUUUAACCUGUAACAUUUUAAAACUGUAUACAAGACUUACCCUACUUUCUUGAAAGCUUAAUUAAGAGUAGAACGAUCUCAGUAGACCAUAUUACAUCCUGUAUGGUUAUAGGCUUAGGAUCCAAGCCCCUGAGUAAACAAGAGGCUAGGGUUGACCUUGUUUCCACACAAAGCUCCUUCCUUUUCUUAUGGAACUUAUGCUUAAAAAAUACUCAGUGAUAAAAUGACAAGAAGAGCUAAGUUUCACACCUAAGCUUCAUCAAGAAUAAUCAGGGAUUAUGAGGAAAAAUUAACCCUGUUUCAAAGUCAAACUGAAGAAAAAUAUACCCCUUUUCCAGAGAUAAAGGGUAAUUUUGAUACCCUUUUUCAGAAACAGAGAGGCAAGAAACCUACAUAAUUGAGCGGCACAUGCCCAUAUAACUCAUAUGUAGGAGUGGCCACCCGCCCCCCCCGCUCUUGCCUCGGCACUGCUACAUUAUACACUUUCUAUACACUUUCUAAUUUAAUUGCUUCAUGUUAUUAUGCUCAUGAAAUGUAGGAAAACUUCAGUGAUAAUACAUGAAGUCUCAUUUAAUGUAGCACGUUCUUCAUUCCGCCAGUGAACAGGUCAAGAGCCCAUCUUUAUAAUCCAUUUCUUUUGUCUUCACCAACAGAAAGAGCAAAAUCAAUUUUUUGAUUUUAUUGGAAAAUUGCAGGUGAGAUAUUUUUAUUCUUAAAUCAGCAACUUUCCUCUGCAGAUGAGAGCAAAUAAUAUUAUGUUAUGUUGUAACAAAGAUUUUUUUAUAAAUAAGAUUCCAGGGCAAUAACUAGAAAAAAACUAAGUGAUGAUGUUUAUUGUUUUUCUGAGAAGCAUUGAUCAAGCAUUGGUCAGCGAUUUUGAAUAAUGAAUAAAACAGGACAGGUUCUAACAGUGUGAUUUUUUUUUUCAGUCAAAUCGUAUUGAUGAACAGAGGGCUGAAUUGCCUCUAUCAUUAAGAAAUUCUGCGUAUAUACCACCACUUGUCAUUGGAAAAACAGAAAAUAGCAAGGAUACAGAAGAGGCCAGCGUACAUGUAAGUAGUAAUGCUGAGCACAGUGGAACCUGAAUAUAACAAACCUCUACAUAAUAAAGUCUUUGGUGUAACUAAUGAUAUCCUUUGCACCAGUCCUUUGACCCUUCUUUAUAACGAGGUUCCACUGAAAUUUAUUAUUGUAUGUCAUAUUUCAAACAAUGUUUACUUUCAUUUGCAGAUUGCCUUUUGAUAACAAAUUUUUUGUAUUAUGCAAACCAUUGGUGUCUUUUAAUAGUCUUUUAUGAUAUGUAUAUUAAUUAGCUCAAGUAACCAUGACGGGAAAAGCAAUGGAAACAAUGUCUCCUCAGAAAUGAAGAAUAUGCACUAUUUCAAACUUCACUACCAUUAUUCCAACUCUUUCAUUUUCUUAAAAAAAUGUGAUAAUAAUGUACAAUAAUAUUUUAUUUUUCUGCAAUUUAGAGUGAUAAUUCAAGAGACGAAGACGUGACUGAUCUAGAAUACGAAGAGGAAGAAAUGAGGGACCUUGAUCCUGUCAAAGAGGUAUUCAUUAUGAUAAAUAGUAAACUCGUGGCAAAUCUUAGGUUAAUCAUGGCAUUUUUAAAAAGUGCCCAUUCCCUAAUCAAUUUGCAACCUGUGUUUGUAAUCCGUAACAAUUUUAAUAGUUAGUGUUUAUGGUCUUCUUUAUGUUAAAGUGUGAUGAACUUAAUUAUUUUAUGUCAUUUUAUUAGUUUGACCUAUUACAUAAUACAUAAAAACAAAUAAUAAUCAAUACAUGUACUUAAUUAGGCAGGGAUGCCACAACAGCAGUAAGCCAGUUACAGUAUACACUCCAUUUUCUGUAUAUUCACCUCUUUCACACUAUUGUCAGAGCACUGGGGACUGCCAAUAGUGUAACGGUGCUUUCCAAAAUUCAGGGUUAGGGUUAGAUCAGUUUUUUUUUACUUUAACUCAUCACUUCUGUGCGUAACAUUUAAGAAUAAACUGAUAUGGUUGGAUAAUCCCGAUUAAAAGUGGAAUCCCCCUCAUGCCUUAACUGGUCUGGCAAGGCCAUUCUGACGUAAUGGUAAGCGCACCCUAAGUAUUCUUCAGCUUGACACAGAUUUAUCUUUGCUAUAAUCUCAGGUGUUAGCUGCAGGAGGUCCCUAUCCACUUGUCGUUCUCCCCGUUGGAGGUGAAUACUGGCUUGAAGGAAGCAAUCAUCAUGUGGUUACCAGCUUUGAUUUGAAAUCAGUUGACUGCAAGAUAGAGACAAAUGACAUACUGCAAAGCUACAGGCGAGAUUUCAUAGGAAAGGUGUGAACAGUCUACCCGCCGCUAAUCAUAGUGCUUAGGCUGUCACCAUUCUUAAACCAUCGGUAUUAUCGUUAUCAUUAGGAUGCCGUUCAUCAUCAGUUAGAAGAUACUGUAAUCCUCAUAAUCAUAUAACAAAAUCCUCAAAUCUGAUUGGCUAUCAACUGUCCUCAUUUCAGCACAAAUAAGACAGUAUAAUAGGACAGUACAAAUGUCAUGUCUAGUAAAAUCAGUACGCGCUAUCGCGCGUGCACUUGAAUCGGUUUUUUCACUUUUAGUGAAAAACCUCUUGGAAUAUCCUGUGUUUUAAUUUUGGAAAAACUUAAAAUAUCACUAAAUUUGUUAUAGGUUUAUGAUUGGCAACAGAACUUUGUGUCAUCCAAUAAGGUCUAUAAUUAUAAUAGGGAUUAAACACAUUGGACUCUCCCUAUGCGGUCGUCUAAUUUUGUUAAUCACUUGUAUGAUUACAGACCAAAUUGGACUCCACUCAGUUCUACAUGUUUUACAAUGUACCAUUAUUAAAAGACAUUUAUCUCAAUAGAGAAGAGAAUUGAUGACAUCAUGAAAACUAAAUUUGAAAUUAUGAGGUUGGUUAGCAUAUCCAGAAAGAGUAAGAUGAAAAAUUUCCACUUGCUGAAAAUCAGCAAGAUUUAAGCACUAAUAUGCUCUGAUGACUCCACAUAAAUCCUUCUAAAUUUUAAUAGGCCCGGAUUGCAAACAUUACAAAUUCUCCAUAAUGAUCUCCACUCUUUUCCCUGAAGAAUUAGUAGAGGUUAUAAAAAUAAGAUCAAAGCAUUAAUUUUUCUCUUUAAGGAUCAUAUUAUUGAUUCUCCUAACCUUUCUAUUUGAUUGUGUACUGAUAUAUUUAGGAGAAAAUUGAUGUUGGUCAUUAACUUAGGGCUUAAUGAGAUAAUAUAAGGAGAAUAGUUACAGAAAGAUGACUGAAAAAUGGAGAGGAAGGGACCAACAACAGGAAAAAGUUGAUUGUAUUCUCAUGAACAUGUUUAUGUUGCAGGAACAUUUGAACUUUAUUUGCGAUGAUGAAAAGCUUGGUCCAGUGAUUCUGUCCGUGAAACAGGAAAUCGAGAAGCUGGAUGGCUGUGAUACACAAGGAUUUAUCAGAGUUAUUCUAAGGUACUGUUUAGACUGGCUUUCCUUCUUUAGGCUAUAAACAUGCAUGGUUGAUACAUGUGCAGACUGCAGUAGAUUGUGAUGCAAAUGACAAAGUUUGGUGGUAUACUUGCCAGUAUGUGCUUCAGACAUUGAUAUAACUAAGCUACAAAAAAAAUUAUUAUACCAGUCAAUGUUAACUUACUAGUUGGGUUUUAUCAAUUUUUGUUAAAUAAAUAAUUACAUUUUCUUCACUAUUAAUUUGAUAAUUUUUUUGUCAUUUUUAUCUCAUUCUUUUGUAUCAGAACUACAGAAAAGACAAUUGCAGACUCACUACCCAUAGAAAAUCUAUCAGAGAAUCCAGGACCAAGAGAAAUUAUCAAGGUAUAUAAUGCUGUUUUCAAAAUACCAACUGUUUUGGUCUUGAUGUAAAUGUAAAGUUCUAUAAUUAUUGUCCAGGUACUGUAAGGCUUAACCAGCCUUGUAAGACUUGCCAGCAUGGGUUUUGUUUGCCUUAUGUAAAUAGCAAUACUUUGCACCCAGAAAUAUAUCUUACCCUUGGUUUUACUGUCCUUUUCUCUCUCUUUUAACCUUUUAGAACCUUCCAGUGUGUUUGAGUCUCUGUAUGGGUACCUGUAGAUGUCCUUUUUAUUGUGCAUUUUCCACUAUAUAAAUCCUCAAGUUUUCCAAAAAAGUUGUUCCAUAAUAUUAAGAAUUGUUUCACAUGGUAACGCUACUAGUGAGCUAAAGCAACUGCGAUGGCGACAAAGGAAAGGAGAAAAUAAAAAAGCCACAGGUUUUAUAAGCAACACAAAAAUUCUGAACGUACAUGUACAGCACAGCACACUUUUUAGCAGAUUUAUUUGCCAUCAUCACACAACUAAUGUUGUGAAACUUGAUCAGAAUGGCAAUGCAAUCAUCAUUUUAAUCUCUAAAAUCAAUUUGCUUCAGUUUCCUCUUAAGUACCCAUAGAGAGUCUCAUGAUUUUCUUUUGAUUUUAACUAAAUGAAUAAGACUUACAUGGUAGUACACCCAUCAGUGUGGUUCUUUCUCUACCAUACAUUUCAAUUUGAUGAAAUGUACCUGGUAUGUUGGUUUUUGGGGAAAAGGGGUUAGCCAGAGCACUUGGAGAAAAACUUCAUGGUGCAGGGAAGAGAAUCAACAACAAACCCAAGCCAAAUACAUGUACUUCCAUAAUGGCUUUGAUGGGGGAAUAGAAACUCAUGCCACUUUGGUAGGAGUGGAGCACUGUUAUUCCUGCAAAAUGCUUGCACACUCCCCCAAAGAAUUCUCCUUCUAACUUGCUUCUCAUUUUUUUCCCUUGACGAGAAAACCAGUUUAACCAAAUUGAAAAGACCUACCGUAUUGAGGAUGUACUGUGCUCAACUUGCCGCUAUUCUAUUCAUUGUCACUGUUUUUCAUAGUCCUACUACAACCACUAUUACGUCUUUUAAUUUAUAUUUAUGUAUAUACGAAUACAUGUUCAUUUAUAGUACAUAUUUUGCCCCUAUUCGUCGAUUUAUAUAAUAUUCAUUAUGUGUUUAUAGCCUAUACUACUUUAAAUAUUGUCUCUUUUGUAUAUAUAUAUAUAUAUAUAUUUAUAAAUUUAUUUGUUUUUAGUUUUCUAAAUUUAUUUAUCUAUUUAUUUAUUUUUUGAGGGCCGUAGGUUAGAAAACUGUAAUAGGUUAUUGCGCUUCCCUCUUUAAAUAAAGUUAUUGUAUUGUAUUGUAUGGAGGGUUAUGCAUUUUGUUUUGCAAUUGAAAGGAUGUUGUUUGAUUUUCUUUGUUUUAAGUAUCUUCUGGGAGAAGAUGGAGAAAAUGUGGACCAGUUCCAAGUUUUGGCACACCCUAAGGUACAUACAUGUGUUGUGAAACAGAGAAAAAUUUGAUACAUGUGUUGUGAAACAGAGAAAAAUUUGAUUCCAUUAAAACUUUCAGUAUAUUCUCAAUAAAAUGCAGGUCUUUGUAAGCAUUAAAAUAGGCAGUUCAAGGUAGUUAUGGUGUUAAUUGUUCCUUAUUUCAAAACAAAAGUCUUGUCAUAUCAAUGUUAUGAUAACAAAGUAAACCUGAUGUGCCCAUGAGAUGGAAUCAUUGUUCUCUCUUAUACAUCAUAAGGACUGAAAACAAUUGAGAAAUGGAAAAUUUUGUUUCUUUGCUUUCAGAUGUACAAAAGCUAUCUGGCUAAUCUCAUGUAUUUAUUGAUUAAAUAUAAUAAUUAAGAAUUAUUUUUAGUUUUCUGCAGACUUAGUGUCCUAUAAUCUUUGUGUGAAAAGAAACAUUUCAAUGAUUACUUUUUGUGCUUUUUGCUUCUCCUCUUGAUGGUUAUAGGCCUCAGAACUGAUUGUGAAGUAUGAUGAACACAACUUAUCCCACGCCUUCAAGUUUGGAGUGAUUUAUCAGAAAAAGGGCCAGGUAAUAUUACAAUUACAAAAAGUUCAGACAGAAAACAAAUACAAUAAACUUGUUGUAAUUUUGACACACAGCCUGUUAGCUCAAAAUGAAAUCAGCCUAGUUUGAAUUUCAGUUUUAUUGGUCCCCUCACCCUAAUUAUUCAUGAUUAUGAAUAAUUAUACGAAAAAAGGAAAUUGGUUGCAUUACAUGAUCAUUAAUAAUCUUGAAUAAUAAAAGCACUUAUAGGAGACAGUAAAAAAUCAAACUACUUGGUUAAAACCAUUUUCUAACCCAUGAAUUCCAUUUUGAAUGGUAUUGUAGAUGAAUAAGUUGGUAAAUUUUCCAGGGUUGUAUUUCUGUUUCGCUAGACAGGCAUUAGUUAUGAUUGGUUGAUGGUAUUCAAAGCAACCAUUAACCGAUCUUUAGUAAAACUUGUCCACCAAAACGAAAUUAUUGUGCCAAAAGCACCCAUUACUCUUAAAUUUUCUAGAGUGGGGAAUUAGCAUUUUGUAAAGUAGGCUCUUUGUUUUGAUUGCAGACAACAGAAGAAGAAUAUUUCUGUAACCGAACUCACAGUGCUGGCAUGAAUGAGUUUCUAGAGAUGAUGGGUGACCGGGUCACCCUCCAGAAUUUCAAAGGGUAAGCUUUUAUAUAAUAGUUAUAUUAAGUGCAAAGCCUGUAAUUAUCCAUCACACCCCACCCCACCCACCCCACCCUUCCCCUCGUGACCUCAGAAAGGUUGUUGGAUAUUCUAAGAAGAGAGGUUGGUGAGGGGGAGGGGGUAAACUGCCAAAUUGGAAUUGUAUUUUUCAAAAUACUAGGAAACAAAUGGCAUCAUUGAAAAGUACUUAUUGUGAGCUUCUGAACUUAAUGGUGACGUUCACAGAUCUGCGGAUUUUUUCUCCAAACGUUUUAUCGAGCAGUCCAUUGUCCUCGUUCUCCAUAAGAAAGUGAUAAUUUAUACCAUAAUUUCUCUCUUUCAGGUUUAAUGGUGGCUUAGAUGUAAAGCAUGGUCAAACAGGGGAGACAUCCAUUCAUUCAGUCUUCGAUUCCAAGUAUGAAAGUGAUAAGCUCUUUAGCCAGUUGUUUUAAAUGAAUGUCUAUUUGAUCUUGUCAUAAAGAAAAGAUCUUGAAUCCAAAGAGAAAAUCUCAUAAUUUUUACAAAUAUCUUUUCAAACAUGAUGUUUGCCUAUAAAUAGAAUUUAACUUGCCAGAGAAUGUAUAAUUCACGGUGCAGUUGCUUCAAGUAUCUUUAAGUUAAACAUGCAAUUAUCUGUGAAAUAGUCAUGUGCUUAGUGUUAAUACAUAGCUACAACCAGUUUAGAUAAUUAUUUCAAUGUUGCAUUUUUGUUUUCUAGUGUUUUUUUAAUUUACUCACAGAGAUUGUUUUUCUCACUUUAUUGGUUAUAUUUUCCUUAUGUAUGUUGACUGUUGUUUUUUGUUUGUCCUCAGGGAAAUUAUGUUCCACGUUUCCACCCUUCUACCAUUUAGUAAUGGUGAUAGUCAACAGGUAAUAAUGGACGUUACAGUGCCGUCUCUAAGAAACGGGGUCAGGGGUUUCCCCGGCUACUAUAACCAUGACCCCCCGGCUACUUUCAAGCAAGUCUGUGACUGAGGAAAAUCAAAGAACAUUUCCAUUGAUCUGUUCAACACGCCCCCCUGCAAAGUGGCCAAAGCCACAAUACAACAAAGUUUCAAUGUGUGAUGUUGACUGUGUAGCAGCUGCUUGAAGGAGAAGUCACCAAUGGUGCCUAACCCUGACCCCAAACAGUACUGAAACAAUUGAAAGAAUGACAUGUCAUUGUUUUCUGCAACCAAUCAGGAGAGACCUUACGACGCAGCUCCUACACAACUGCCUGAAAGUUCUGCCAAGUAGGUUUAAUUUCAAUGGUGACACCAAAGGAUUUUGUCCACGUUUUAAAAGUCAGAACUACAAAACUUAAUCAUUCACUGCGACCGAAAGGAUUGAGAGAGUGUUGAAUUGCCAGAUAGGUUGUAUAACUACAAACUCUCGUCUAAAUAGAAAGUAUUUGGUUACGUUUGUAUUACGAGUGUCCUUCACAAUGUACAGUGUAUCUUAACCAAUUUUUUUGUACAAAUUGUAGGUGCAAAGAAAGAGGCACAUUGGCAAUGAUAUUGUUGCAAUUGUUUUCCAAGUAAGUAACAGCACAGCUUCCGAUCGUAUUAAACCCCUAUACCCCAAUAUAAACACCUACAUAUUUUUUUUUUUUACUUGCCUCCAUAAAUUUCUUAUAGCGUAAGCUACUUUAGGAGAAGUUGUUAAAAGAUCAACACAAAAGUUUUGGGUUGUUAUUGGCUUAAAUCUCAUGACUUUAUUUCUUGAUUAUGCCGUGAUUUUGUGAAGAGAAUUUAAUAACCGUCACUACUGGGGCUACGUGUUUGUGAUCACGGUGGGAAAAUGUUUAGACGGAUCAUUGUGAUAGUUACAGUAUUUAAAGGGGACGCGUUGCAGGGUCGCCUUGUGGCUGCCUAGCUCAGUUUGUUAGUAUUGCCAAUUACGUGUCCUUACCCUACAGAACUUCAAGUUAAAGAAGAAAUUACUUGUAAAUGACAGCAUCACAGCUUUGUCUCAAAAAAAAUGUCUCUAGCAGUAUAUCAAACGUUCCAAACAACAAAAAUGAACUUUGAAUGUCAGGUUAAGAAGUUUUCAAACAUCAAAAUUGCGGGCCGUUUGAUCUUCUUCAAGUUUUUCCACCCGUGCCUUAUAGCGGUUAUUUUUGUGUUUUGCUCAAUACGCCAUUUCCGAGUUGCAAAAACUCUCACCUGACUUUAGUAAAAAGAGGCUAAGAGCAAAACCUUUCUUCUGAAUAUGAGUUUUAUUUGCAUGAGAAUUUUCAUAUCAAUGGCCUCGCAGUUAGCCUCGCUUUGAAACAGAGACUUGGGACAACUCGGGAAUGGACUAUUCGGCGACAGUUUCUUCUGUUUGAAUUUUGGUGAAUUCUAACUCAGCUCCUUUAAAGAAACAGAGAAGCCCACAUUUUAGUUAUUCCUUACUGAAUUUACAUUGAUUCCAGUUGUCAGAUUUCAAAUCAUGCUUCUGAUUUAUUUCAGGAUGAAAACACCCCGUUUUCUCCGGUUUCUAUCCGAUCCCAUUUUUUACACGUGUUUAUAGUGGUUCAAGUUGAAGAGCCAAAUACAAGUAACACAAGAUACAAGGUACAGAGUGAAUAAUAACAGAAAUUAUCGCGACACUUAACACCAGUUCUGUCACUGACAACACUUUUUUGGAUUUUAUUUCAGGUCUCUGUGACUGCCCGCGAAGAUGUUCCACAUUUUGGACCCAAACUCCCUAAUCCUGCCGUCUUUAAAAAGGUGUGUGCUCAUGUGAUCUCAUUUCGUUGUACCUUAAAGUUAACGUAACUACUGUCCACCAACAAAAGAGAUUUUUGUGCUUAUUAAUUUUCUUGGAAUAAAUUUUUUUAUUUAUUUAUUUAUUUUUUGCCCCUUUUUCCAGUGUGAUGUUUCGUUGCUACUUCGCUGCUAUGUUUCGCUGCUACUUUUUGUCUUAACAAAAUUACACUUGUCGACUUUAUUAACGCGAUUUCCUUCGAGAGUCAUGCACUUACUGACUAUUCCUUUAUACUCUUCUUGGUGUUUUCGUCUUCGUGGUAAAUGAAAUUCCUUGAAAUAAAACAAAACCUGAAUCAUUUGACCGUGAUGUAAUUUUAGCGGAGCUCUCUCGCGCGCGAAGCACGCGACGCAGAGAACCAUGGUUAACCAAAAAAUGGGGUUACCUAUGCAUCCGAAAAAUUUUAGUAAUCACGUGAACGUUCGUCCACCCUCCUGCGAGUCCUUUCGCACCACAGGAAUACCAAUCUAAAAUAACUCAAUCAACACGUAUGGCAAGACAAAUGGUACUCGAGGUUUUUGGCGCGAAAUUGCGUGGCCACCCGGACUUUUAGGGAGAAAAAACAACAACAGUGCCGAGUUUUUUUCGACGAAGUUUUACUGUCUACACUGGCGUGGAUAACAGAGAAAAACCAGAGCGAGAGAUAACAGACAAAGGAGACGAAUUUUGUUGGAAAAACAACAUGAAAAUUUUAUAUCGGCGGUGAGAAAAUGAGAAAUGCUAGCGGUCAGCAAGGAGAAACCAGCUAGGUAAAAAUGAUUAGCAGUGAAAAAAAAAAGUGAACAAGAGCACAAGCAACAAAAUCUUUGGUGAGCACAUACGACCACACGACAUUUUAUUUUCAUGAAGUGUGUAACUAGAAAGUGUCACGUCGUGGUCGUACAAGACAACGGCAAAGAAAUGUUCAAAAAAGUGUGCUGCUCCUGCAAAGUUGUGUUUUUGUUGAUAAUUUGACUAUUAAUUUUUUUGGCCAGAUCUCGUUGCCAUCACCGUUUAGCAUUGCUCGAUUUUAUUUUUUGUUUGAGUAAAUUAUAAGUAUAUUAACGAGAGCUUCGCUCUUAACCCUGGCUAAAUCUAUAUGUUAUUAUGGACAAGAAGGUAAUUAGCCCAGGUAGAAAGGAGUCUUCAUCCGACAAUAAUCAGAACUAUCAUCUUUGAUGCGUUUAAACCUUGUGUUUCUUUAAGGGCCCCGAGUUCCGCAAGUUUCUAUUAACGAAGCUAAUCAAUGCAGAGUUAGCUGCUUACAACAGUGCCAAGUUUACUGAAUUAAGGGUGAGUACAAAUCUGCUAUAGUUUAUUUGUUAACAUCGAUUAAAAGCCUCUCCCGACCGAAGCAUCAUGCAGGAUUAUUACGUCCAUGGGUACAGCUUUACGUCCGUAAUCCUAAAUAUUAGAACCUCUAGGUACAGUUUUGCGCCAAUCGCUAACCUUAUUGCGUACCGUACCAAACGGUUUGCAAAAAUUGCGACCUAAGUUUAGAACUCAUGCGCCAACCUUCGUAACUCAAUUGUUCGGUUUAUGUUUCAGGAUCGAACGCGCUCCAGUUUACUGCGAGGCUUGGCAAGUGAUUUACUAGAAAAGAACGCCCUUAUACUUGACGCAGGUUACGAGGAGGUACUUAAAUUGAUAGUUUUUCGGUUUUUGUUACAUUACUGCGUUUUCUUUUGUGGAAAACCUGAGAUCUAUGAAGUCACUUUUACACAAAACAAUUCACUUUGUAAAAGUCGCUGUGUUUUUUGUUGCACCAGGUUGCGCCAAAGAACCGCGGUCAACUUUUCAAAACAAUUCGAACGGCGUGGCGGGGCAGAAGCCCCAUGAAUCGCACAAUGUCCAUGAGAGAAACACACACAACAGCUGAUGAUCCGGAUUCUGAUGACAGUCUUCCUAAAUCCUGGGCAAAGAAGGUGAGCGGGUAAAGAUUAACUUUACAAUCCGAGGGAGUUCUCAGUUCAGUUCUCAGUUCGAGUCUUAGGGCAAAAUCCUAUGGUGUUACCAUUCAAAUGAAACCCCUUAAGCGGUACUGUCACAUAAUACUAUUUAUUUAGUAUGUAGUUCUAACUUUUGAGUCUGUGGAUGAAAUCCUAUGGUGUUACCAUUCAAAUGAAACGCCUUUAGCAGUACUUUCACAUGGUACUGUUUAUUUUGUAUGUAGUUCAAACUGUAUGUGGAUAAAAUCCUAUGGUGUUACCAUUCAAACGAAACCUCUCGUAUAGUUCUUUCACGUGGUACUAUUUAUUUUCAGUAUUUUAGAAAAUAAAAUGUGGAACUUCUUUCUUUAAUUUUAAGCUAAGGUGUGGUCUUGUAUAAUGUUAGACACCUUGCAUGACCCAGUUGUUCAAAAAGUGAAUACUAAAAACGUUGUAAAUUUUUCACCGAAAAAAUUGUAUACCGUCAUAUACAUCGCCUUCAGCAGUUUGAAAUAACACGUUGUUUCUGUUGUACAGGUCUAACCAGUUUGCGUUAAUUCAGCGCCCGAUUAGGCAUAUAAUUUUAAUUAACUUUCCCUUAGGCAAAGGAAAGAAGAAAAUCUGUUCAGAGUCUGUUGGCAGCCAAGAAAUCAUCGAAGCCUCAGAAAAAGUAAGUUUGAUAAUUGAAUUUGAUUUAGCUCGUCUACUUUCGCUUCUUCGACCCCAAAAGGAAACUUGACUGUAAGUUCCCACUUCGAAAAAUGUUUCAGAGCCGGAUUUGGAGCUCCUUUAGUGAGCAAAACACAGUGUACCACUGGGUACAAUUUUGUUGUUCUAGUCAGGGUUAAUAUAUUCCAGUUUUCUAGGGCUGAUUUGGACAGGCUGAUAUGAGAGCCAGAGUGGGCUAAAAGGGAUAUUUGAUGGCCUGUUUUGGUUCAAAUUGUGCUCAAAUGGCUUGGCGAGACACUAGGUCAUACUGCAGACCUAAAUAAGAACUUUUGGUGUUGAAACACGUUUUUUAGUGAACUUCGGACCAGAGUGGUCAAAGAUUUGGGGGGGAAAUGUCGGUCCAUUUUUUUCUUUGGUCACUCCAACCUGGUGGCGAUUCGUCUAAGAUUUGCCCCCUAAAGCGAUAUCACCCUAUGGUGUAGACACCUUGUUACACUUCCAACGAUUUCCUUAAGGUCAACGAUCAGAUUGAUUUAUAGAUAACCUUAUUCAGUUAUCAAACAAACUUGGUUUAUGGUCAUUGUUUUUAAACAUAGGCCUUCAGGCAUGGGUAUCCUUUUUCCGUGAAUGUAUUACACGCUGGGGUAGGAUCUUUGGUUCCGAUGGGAAAAUAUAUAGCGAUCAAUGACCUCACAGCCACAGGAGAAGAAUAUCGAGGCACUUUCGUAUACGACCGAUCCAGGCGGAAAUUCCGUGCAGGAAUCCAAUUGGAACCUAAAUUCCUGAAACGUGUGGAAAUUUUUUUUCCCGUUUGUUACGUUUUGGGAGAUAACCAGAUUGACCGAAUAUUGCGUUUCAACAAACAAAAUAAAAAUUUAGUUUAGUCUUCCCAUUUAAAAAUUUGUGUUCGUCAUAAGUAAGGCGAAUGAUGAAACAGUAAUUUUCUACCUAAUAGCAGCGCCACAAAUAUUCAAAAUGUGAGUUUAAUGUGUGAUAUUUUACGCCAUAAACUAUAUCGUUUGACGCUCAAUUCAAAAAGUUCUCGCCAUUGAAGCAUUUGAGAAAAGACAAUUGAAGUCGCUAGUGGACGAUGCAGUUUGUCGUGCGUUGAAGUCCUUCACAUAAGGUUACAAUGGCAAAUGUCACGUCAUCGAUGAGAAGAAGAGGGCAAUUCAACAACAUUAUACCCAAAAAAGUUGUAUGGGUACAACGUUGUUGAUUUGCUUAUCAAACCUGUCGCUUUGAUCUGUUUGAUCUGGAAUUUGGUCACCUCGCCACCCGGCAGACCUUCUCGCCAGAGAGACUAUCACCCUUCAACAUCCAAAAGGAAACAUCAAAGUGUUAUUGGUCGCAGGAUUAACAAUUGCGUUGAUUGUUCCAAAUCAGUGCAUUGUUGUCGUUGAAAGAACUUUGUAUUGUAUUUGUUACGGAAGAAAAGAGUUGACAUGAUCUCAACACGUCGUAACGAGAAAACCAGUAAAAUACAAAAAAAUAAUAAAUUCGCCUUUAUUUACCCUUGGUAGUAUUUAAAGCACCAAUGCUAGUGGGCCCGAGCAAAUACCUGAAACAAAUAAUUUAAAGCAUACAUAUUAAAUGGGGGAUAAGAAUCCCAACUGACCGGAGGCAAAACAAUUGGCUAUUUACAAGCGUGAUCGAGGAUUUGAACUCGGGACUACCGAGAACAAGUCGAGCUAGCUGUCAGGGGGGGGAUUUGAAUUCGUGAUCUCCGAAUUGCAAGUCCAGCGCUCUGACCGCUCGGCCACGCUGCCCCUCACUACUGAGUACAAGUGGGUUAAUGCUCAGUUUUGUCUGUGUUCUGUCUUUCAGGGAGAGCGCAGUCCGCUGUAAAAGUAUGGAGUCACUUACCCAAGAGCAGAACAAGAACAGUACGGUGUUUUACACUACAGCAGAAGAUUCCAGUUCAGAAUCCAACAUUUCCGAGUUGUCACGGAAUCGUGACGAGGAGACGACGUACUCAAGAAAGCAAGUGGCACGAUCUCGUACCCCAGAACCACGAAGAGAUAAGAACACCAGCGAUUUCACAACUUCGCCCCAGAUAUCACCGCGCUUGCGCAGACCCGUGGCACUUGCGCGGUCGGUGCCAGCGUUGGGUGAUCCAGAUCGUGGCCCGAGGUCUGCUUCUCGGGUCUCCGACUCUUCGGUCUCGUCUCGGGUGUCUUACGAGGGAAGUUCAGUUGUGGAAUACCAAGUUCGAUAUGUCGGAGGGUAUCGCUCGGGUUCCGAAGAUAACGCGGAUGAACCGAUAAGACUUUUACCGUACGAUAGAUCGCCGAUGCAUUCCCGAAGGGACAGUUUAGAAGCUCGACUAAGCGACGAUUAUUAUCAGGUAAACUCGAGUGCUUCAGAAUACUCCAUAUCGUACACGGAGUCACCGCGCAGAUCUCGAGAUGAGAGAGUGGAGUCUCCUGUGAUCUUUAGUAGAUCACCAACCAGCUCACCGCAUCUCCGUCGAAAAGCUGUGAAUGCUCAGAGCAGUCCCAAGCACCCCUCCUUCGCCGACUCGCCUCCAGUCCCUGCGCAGAAACAAAAGAAAACUGCCAUUGUUUCUCCUUUGUUGGAUAUUGCGGAUUCCAGGCCCCGCUCUGUGCCACCAGGUGUUUUUGAUCCGUCUGAUCCAGAGUCCGAGAGAGUUGAGCAGGUUAGUUCGGCAGUCACGGGAUUUCAUGGGUCUAGAAGUUGAUUUCCAAAGUCGCUUAAUUUUUUCGUGCUAACGCGCGUAAAUGAAAAUAGAGGCAAUGUAUGAAAGGUCACGCGUAAACGGAAAAGUUGAGCGAGGUUCAACUUUUACGUGAACGCGUGACCUUCCAUACAUUGUCUUUAUUCUAUUUACGCGCGUAAACUUUACUUAAGUACGCACGUCAAAUAUACGCGACAGUGGUAAUCACCUUAACUUUUUGAAGCCACCAAGUUUGAUACCCUUAGCAAAAAGAGAGAUGGUACUAAAACGAGAAAACGAAAAAUGGGAACAUGACGUAACUUACCCUCACCCUAUCAGUAACUUCAUUACCAAUUUUCCCUUUUCCCACUCUUCGCUUCCCGUUCCCGUGUUGUCAGACCCCAAUUUUUUUUUUUUUUUAUCAUAUCCUUGCCAGUCAAAUCAGACUACUUCAGCGUACGUUUAUUCGUUUCACUUAAUAUAAACGGUAAGAUACAACUGGAGAUUUUUUUUCUCUGAUUUGUAGUAUUCGCCUUCCGUGAAAUUUAAAAAGUUGACCCUUAGCCAAAUUUUUUUUGUGCUUGCGUCUUCGUUCAUAAAUUUCAAAUUCUGUCUCCAAAAAAUAUUUAAAAAUUGACGGUAACGCCGCUGACAAGUAAGGCCCAAGUGACUAAGUUGACUUGUUGAAAAGUAAAGUAGGUGAACAACGAUGAAAGGUUUUAGCCAUUCAAAAGCGUGCAAAUGGUGAAGGAAUUUAUUUUCGUCGCACUAUGUUUAGAGUGACUUGGCUCAUUUGAGAAAUAUUUAUAUAAAAAAAAUGUGUGGUAGCAUUAUACCUGUUCUGCAGUAAAUCUCUCUUUUUCAUGUGCUUGAUAACCAUAGUAAAUUGUUAAAUCGUUUCUUCAGGUGUUUUUGGAAAGAUCAUCGUCUCUUCCCAAAUUAGAUAGUGACAGUCUGUUAUCGACUGAGGAUUUAUCUUCCAGUGGUGAGUACUUGACAUUUAUCAAUAAUUAUUCCAUCUCACUUGACAGCAGGAUAGUUAGCUCAGUCAGUAAAGCGUUGGUCUGUGCAACGGAAUGUCGCGGGUUCCAUUCCCGGGCCGGACUGUGGAAGAAGGUACUGUCUGUGCCCUGUAAACCGGUAGACAUUCCGGAAUGGCUCGUAUAGAUACCUUGAAAAGUCGGUCUCGUCUCCAAAAGAUUGUGUCCUCAGUUAGUUCUUGCGUGCUAAAUAUUUGGACCCUUGAAACUGAUUAAGAAGGUUUUGCAGUUUUUUAAGACGGACAGACCUGUAUUGUAAUGCCCACAAUAUUAUGUAGCCUUAGAAUUCGGAAUUCUGUGUUUGAUUAAUCCUUGUACAAUCCCUUUUGUACGGGUCAGUGAUAAUAAUUUCUUGUUAAUAAACUUAAUCGUUUUUGCUCAAAUGUUAUGACAGAAACAAAUAAUUUAAGUAACCUUUGCGCCGGCACGAAAAACAUCCCGGAUGGGGCUUCUCUUCCUACAUACCAACGGUGAUCUCCGCGCCCAUCUGAAAGUCUUUCGUCGCAGUGUGAAAUGAGUAGGAGUGAGGACUGGAACCCAGUCGAGGGAAGUAAAUAUUCAGAGUUGAGGAUUAGGAUCUAGUGUACCAAACCCUCUCGGCCAACUGCUCCGGUGACGAUGUUCCAUGUGUGCGAACGACGUGCUCCAGUUCAUUAUCAUUGCCCUUUUAAUUCAUGUUUUUUGAAUAUGUUAUAGCUUUAGUAUGCUAAAACGUUCUUAACAUUUUCUUUUGUUUGUCGUUUCUUUUUAGAAUCUUUCUCCAGGCAAAUCGAAAUGUUUAAAAACGAGAUCGCUAGACUGAAAUGCGAGAAACUCGACCUGGUCCGGCAAAACGCGGUAAGUAUAAAUCUCCCAUAGUGUUAAAAUUCUCUGUUUUUGCAUUGCCAUCAUGCCAUUUUUCUUUGCUCCCCGACGCCGUCGUCGUUGCUAAAGCUCCACGCUCCCUCGAGUAAAAUUUCACUCCCUGCGCAUCUAAUUUGACUUUUUGAUAAGAAUUUGGGAAAUUUUCGUCAAAAUCGCCUCCUUUCAUAGGACCUCUUUUGACAAACUUUGGGAACUUUUCGCCCAAUUCCAUUGUGACCGAGUUUAACCUGACUAAAGGCUUGUGUUUUUCUUUAGUUAUUACAGCGUCAAAACCGUGACAUACAGGACCGUGCCAUGCAGCAAACAGUGGACCUGUACGAAUCUCGAUGUGAAAUCGCUCGACUGAGGUCUCUGCUCCCCAGUGAAAAUAUCCCGCCGAGGGGCCCCUCCCGUAGAGAAACGGUAACAGUGCGUGAGGCAAGUAUGGCUACCCCUAAAGGGAAUCCUUCUCGUAGAGACUUCGUAGGUGGAGUUUAUGUGAGAGAAGGAGAUGAAACGGGAAGUUCAAGGUUAUCCAAUCGAUUUACACAGCUCUAAAGCUCCAGAAUGUUAAUAGAAACAGAUAGUAAAUAGCGUCUAUAUUACAUAGUUAAGUCAAGUGGAAACAUUCUUUUUGGCAAAUCCAACUCCGUGUUAACUUUUCUUUCGUAUGUAUUCCAUCUCCACAUUGGCAGUGGCGCUCUUUUUAUUCGCUUAGUUCAGGGGUGUGUACAUUCAUAACCCUUUCAGUCCCAGAAGUGGCCAAAGUCAAAAGUAAACAUUUCCCAGUUUCGCUCACUGAAAUAUUGAAAAACAAAUACUGUAGCACCAUGUGAAAGGUCACACCAUAAAAUUCCAUCCACGGACUCAAAAGUUAGAAUAACAGACUAAGUAAAUAGUACCGUGUGAAAGUGCCGCUGAAGAGGUUUCAUUUGAAUGUUAACACCAUAUGAUUUUAUUCACAGACUCAGUAGUUAGAACUACCUUAUAUAACUUUCACUCUCCUACUCUCGGAUUGAAAGAGACAAUAUGAGUCCCCUUUUGUGCCCGUUACAGAGACGUUUAUCGGAAAAUUGGUUAGCUGAAAGGAAUGUUACCUACAUAGUCUAACAAUAAAAAAGCCAAAAAUAUGUAUAUUUUUGAUAAAUAUAAAAUUAUUUCUUACACAACAAACCUGUCUCAGGUGAUUACAGAAAAACGAAUACUUAAAAUUAUAUGCUUGAAGUAGUUAACACAUUCAGUGAAUUUAUAUUAAAUUCACAGUUGCCCUUCGUUUCCAGGGCUUUCUACUACACGUCCCCAGGUGUUACAGUGAUAUGGCGAUCCUCGCGUUUUGGGUAUCUCCAUUCCCAAAACCCUAGUGACAUGGGCAUCCCCUUCUCAUAUUAUCUUAGCGAUUUGGGUUAGGGUCAGGGUUCUGGGGAUGCCCAUAUCACUAGGGUUUUGGGAAUGGGGAUGCCCAUAUCACUAUGACACCGGGGGACGAGUAGAACGGAACAUUGGGAACGAGGUUGAAUGGAAUUAGGAACAAUUUCAGUUUUCGGGAUCGCAAUGUUUGGUGUUUGGGAAUUACAAAACUUACCGUGCGAAUUGUUUAGUGCAGGGGUAUUUGUGAGGGUGAGGGGAUAGUAGCACCACACGGAUUAGAGCUAGUAAAAAAGACGAAAAAUCGAGGGGAAAGAAAACGCCAUUUGUCACUUUAGAAACGAGAAAAAACUGGACCGAGUUAACUUUCGCAAAGACUUCUGGGACUGUUACUAGAGAAUGGCCAAUAGCUGACCAGUGCGUCCCCAGUAACAAUCCCAGAAACAAUUGCGGGAAACGUUUCGGCUCCAGUUCCCUACUCGUUUGUAAAGUGGCGAAUGUUACCUCUUUCCAUUUAUAUUGUGGUGUAUAUCAGCUAUAAGAAAAAGAAAGCCAAAAUUCGGUCACUUUCCAUAAUUGGCGUUUGUGUUAAGGGGUAACCUCGUUGCAAGAGAAGAUUUUCGUUAAGAUCUUCCUUUUGUCAAGUUCUUGAUAGUUCGCUCUUGUUGUUCCAUUUUUUCAUUUUUAUAUGGUUUAUUCUACUGCAGGCGUGAUAAUUGGACGUUGCGUUAUCGUAUCUUUCUUUUUUAAGAAAAGACAUGUUUUUGCCGGUGCAGUUUUAUAUUUGACCAUAAGUCUUCGCGUCAUUGUUCUUGUUAAAUAGCUUGUAUAUAUUUAGCAUAAUGUUUGAAGAUAAAACAAAGAAAAAACACACAGCCCCUUCCAUAUUGAGAUAUCUGUUCCUCUUUGAGUUUACGAUGUAAUUUGAAUGAUCUAUUUCCGAUAAUUGUUGUAGUUAGAAACACGAGUAAAAUUCCCUUAUUUCAUUUAUUUUUAUUUAUUUAUUUUUGACUAAAUAGACGAAUUUGGUUAGUAUUUUCUCAUACACAAAUCUAAGGUUUAGAGCUGCCUGGAAGUUACGGCUGAAGCAUCAUAUCUGUGACAAGAGAUAUUUGAACUUGUCCCUCGUUGACAUAUAACGGGAUGAAUUUAGGUUUCUGUGAAACUACCCACCUACUCCUCCCCUAAGCCAGCAUUAACACUUACUUCUCACUUAAGGCAAAAUGUUGGCUUAGGGGAGGGGUAAGUGGGCAGUUUCCCAGAAACGUAUAAUGAUCCUAAAAUUCUGCACCUUAACUCUUCAAGCCCUAAGAAUAAACUGUAUCUGUUUUCUCCUUAACAUAUCAAUGCAAGAUAGGUUUCGAGUAAACAACUUCUCCACAAUAGGACGACAGAAGUUGUAUAGAAAACAGUGUGAAAAAUUUGUACGUUGAUAGUAGGGUUUAUAAAGGGUUGAAAUUUUAAUAGCUUAACUUUUUCAUAGCCCACUGUUUACAACGAUUAUCAUUUUGGAAUGCCUAUUAUCAGUUUCCUGGGCCGGGUAGAACAUUUUGAUAUGAUCCUGCCUUGUACACAAUUAUACA